Messenger RNA from Mustela lutreola (European mink), 1274 nucleotides. RefSeq names its product neural proliferation, differentiation and control 1 (gene NPDC1). The record is from RefSeq and is a predicted model, not a curated record. The transcript has 8 exons. Gene Ontology annotation, cellular component: membrane. Lineage: Eukaryota; Metazoa; Chordata; Mammalia; Carnivora; Mustelidae. Bases 149 to 1240 code for a protein of 363 amino acids.
GAUCCUUUGCCGCAGCGUCAGCGCCGCCGCCGCCGCCGCCGCCCCCUCGUCCGCCGCCGCCGCCCGCGCCUCCCCGACGCGGCGCCCGCAGCCCGCGCCGAGCCCCGGGCCGCGCGGUGCCAUGCAGCCCCGGCGGCGGCGCUGAAGGAUGGCGACACCCGUCCCUCCGCCCUCGCCGCGACACCUGCGGCUGCUGCGGCUGCUGCUCUCCGGCCUCGUCCUCGGCGCGGCCCUGCGCGGAGCCUCGGCCGCCCGCCCGGAUGCAGCUGCCUGUCCUGGGAGCCUGGACUGCGCCCUGAAGAGGCGGGCGCGGUGCCCCCCCGGCGCGCAUGUCUGUGGGCCCUGCCUUCAGCCCUUCCAGGAAGACCCGCAGGGACACUGUGUGCCCAGGACACGCCGGCUUGUGGGGGAGAGCCUGCCCAGGCCCAGACUGGAAGAUGAGAUUGACUUCCUGGCCCACGAGCUGGCCCGGCAGGAGCCACGGCACUCCAUGCUCACGGCUCAGCCCCAGCCUGAAGCUGGACAGCGGCCGCUGGAGCCGGCGGCCACCCUGGGGCUCUCAGAGCGCCGCCAGGGCCCCGACCUGGGCCCCCCCUCCACUCGAGGAGCCCCCGCACCCACGUCCCACACCUCCUUGGGCUCCCCUGUGUCCUCUGUGCCCGUGCACGUGGCCCCCUUGGAGCCCCGGGGCGGGCGCGGUGACGGACUCGCCCUCGUGCUCGUCGUGGCGUGCUCGGUAGCCGGCGCGGCCGCCCUGGCCCUGGCCGCCCUGUGCUGGUGCAGCCCGGUGACCAGAGGCUCGCGCAGAGCGCCGAGAUGUACCACUACCAGCACCAGAGGCAGCAGAUGCGGUGCCUGGAGCGGCAUAAAGAGCCGCCCCAGGAGCUGGAGUCCUUGUCCUCAGACGAGGAGAACGAAGACGGUGACUUCACGGUUUACGAGUGCCCGGGCCUGGCCCCGACCGGAGAGAUGGAGGUCCGGAAUCCGCUGUUCGACCACUCCUCGCUGUCCGCGCCCCUGCCACAGUGACCUGAAGGCUGCCUCUCCCUUCUCCAGGACUGCACGGCCCUGGGGUGGGGAGGGGCAGGGCACACCGGUUCCCGUUAAAGAGACCUUGUUCUCGCAGUGGGUGUGCUUGUGGCUGGGCCAGGGCACCAGAGGGGUGGGGGCGGGAACCCCUUACGGAGGAGACUUAGCACCCUUCUGCCGGGACCUUCUUUUCUUGCACCUGUCCUGUUGAGUCCUUACCCCCAAAUGAGGGGACAGGGAGAACC